GGCGGGCUCGGAGCCGAGCCCCGCCCUCGCUCCUCCCUCCCGGCGCUGGCCUCCGCAGCCGGGGAAGGCCGGGACGAUGCUGGAGACGCUGCGGGAGCGGCUGCUGAGCGUCCAGCAGGACCUCACCGCCGGGUUGAAGACUUUGGGCGACAAAUCAAGAGAUGCAAAAAAAAGGCAGAGAACUAUUCAGUGUUUGCCAGAGUUUUCUGCUGGACUGGAAUUACUCAGCAGAUAUGAAGAUGCAUGGGCUGCCCUUCACAAAGGAGCCAAAGAUUGUGCAAAAGCUGGAGAGCUGGUCGAUAGUGAAGUUGUGAUGCUUUCUGCACACUGGGAGAAGAAAAGGAACAGUCUGCUGGAACUACAGGAUCAGCUCCAACAAAUACCUGGGUUUUUAACAGAUCUGGAAUGCCUCACAGCAAGCCUAGCCCAGCUAGAGGCAAACUUUGAGGAAAUGGAGAAUCAUCUGUUGUGUCUUGAGGACCUAUGUGAACAGUGUGAGUUGGAAAGAUACAAGUGUAUGCAGACAUUGCAACUGGAAAACUACAAGAAAACAAAAAGGAAGGAACUGGAGACCUUCAAAGCUGAACUAGAUGCUGAACAUGCACAGAAGGUUUUGGACAUGGAACACACCCAGCAGAUGAAGCUAAAGGAACGUCAGAAGUUCUUUGAAGAAGCCUUCCAGCAGGACAUGGAGCAAUACCUUUCCACAGGAUACCUGCAGAUAGCAGAGAGGCGAGAACCGAUUGGAAGUAUGUCUUCCAUGGAAGUGAAUGUGGACAUGCUGGAACAGAUGGACCUAAUGGACAUGUCUGACCAAGAAGCACUUGAUGUCUUUUUAAACUCAGGAGGCGAAGACAAUAAUAUGCUUUCUCCCAUGCUGGGGCCUGACACCAACACCUAUGUGAAUGAGAUAAGUCUUCAGGUCCCGAGCCAGUCUGAGUUACGACAAAAACUGUCUUCACUGUCAUCAACCUGCACUGAUUCUGCCAGCCAAGAUGCAAGUGAAGGAGAGUCUCCAGUUGUUCAGUCUGAUGAAGAGGAAGUUCAAGUGGACACUGCCCUUGCUGCUGUAACCGAAAGAAAGUGUGCUUCAGAUGCUAGUGAUGAAAGUGACUCUCAAACUAUUUGAAUCUUAAAACCAUAUCCUUUAAGAAUGACUUCUGAAUGAAUGAACAAGUGAAUGAAGAGCUUGCCUGUGUAACAAUUUGCUAACCAAGCAUAACAGCCAGAUCUUUUUACUUAGUAAUACUGCCUUUUUACAAAUUGCCAGUCAUAUGGAGGUUGGUUUUUAAAGAAAAAAAAUAUGCCUAAAGCACACACACUUUAACAGUAGUCUUGGGGCUCAGGGGAGCAGUAAAACUGUUGUAUAUACUAUGUAUAAGAGAAUUAAAGGGGAAAGAUAGAAGUUACUUUGACCACUAACCUUUAAAUGGCUGAUUGGAAAUACUUAAGAGUUGAUGUGUAAUACUGAACCCAAAUUGUUCCUUGCAUGUUUUCAGCUGCUGCAACUGAAGAUUUAGGAUCCAAACCAAAAUGAAAAGUUAUUUUCUACUCUUUACUACCUACUGUCUGCCUCCUGCCUUUGUCUACGAAUGCAGCAGUGUUUACUGUUCUCACACUUCCUAUUCAGGACCAACUUAGUUAUUGUAGGUGUUAAGGAAAAAAUAAGAACCUGAAAAGGAGGAGAGAUGCGUAUUGAAAUGUUACACUCCUUGUGGAGCAGGUAUCUUAGCAUUGUGUAAACUCCUCUUUCGAGAUAAAAUAAAGUAUUUCUAUCCCAACCCUGUCUUUUACUUGACUACCCAAGUAUUUUAUCCAUGACAGUGAACAGAGGAGCCUAAUUCAGAAAAAAAAAUGGUUAUUAGGAGCACCAGUGUAAUGUGCUUUUCCAUGGUAACAUCUGUUUGACUACACUGAUGCAGGCCAGCAGUGCAAGGGAAAUAAACCUGAAUUAAUUAUAAAUUAAGUGCAUAUAUUUUAUAAACCUUAGGACCUAUAGGCAUCAUCUAAUUGCCAUUUUUUCUGCAGUCAUUUUUCUCUCUAAACUCGAGGUCUGAACAUGUCUAACACCUGUUGCUUGUCAAGUCUCAUGCUCUAUUUGCAGGGAUCUGCUCUCCUUUGAGAAGGCUCCUGGCUCCUGCUCUUCAUGCAUGGAGGGAAGGAAUGUAAUCAGAAACAGCGUAAGUAAAAGGAUGAGCUGUGAUGUAGAUCCCUUCCAAAGACUUGCCCUGACAAACCGAGGGAAUGAGGCAUCUCCUGCUGCUUGCCAGCUGGGAAGUGGCCAGUUUCCUUAAGGAUUCACUGUUAGCUGACAAAGUGUUUCCUGACUCCUGCCUGGGAAAUGAAGGCUAGAAGCUCAGUCCCUACAAUAAGAGAUUUACUAUUCAACAAGGCAUCUGUUGAAAGAAACUUUUCUUGAAGGAGCUUCCUUUACUCUCUCGCUUUCCAGAAGACAGACAAAAUGUCCAAAAAAGUUUUGUUUUUUUUAUUAAACCUUGUAGUACAAACCUGGAAAGUAAACAAAAAACUGGCAAUAAACAACAUGAAGUCUUUCCUUACAAGGAAAGAGAGCAGAGCAGCGCUAAUAAAUUAAAUGUCAAACUGUAAGCCAUAGUCAGAAGUUUACUGUCAAGAGGGAAAAGUACACAGCAAGGCCAUAAAAACCAGACAACCACAUUUGAAAACACUUGACUCUGUUUAUGUUAUUGUUAAAUAUUCCAAAACAGUUCAGUCUUCUGCAACAACAACCAACAAAUUGUAUUAUAGGACUUUCCUGACAGUCACCACUGGCAAGCUCAGUGCAAUAUGGGUAGCUACGGUAUUGUUGAAUUCAAUUACGAAACAAAACAGUUUGUGAAAACAUUUUCCCUUUUUUAUUCCACACAUACUGUACACACAACCAGAAAAGGGCAACAGCUACUCCAUUAUUAUUUUUUGUUGUUGUUCAGUGAUGUAAGCAGCACUUAUAAAUGUUACAAGAAAAACCCUGUAAGCAUCCAAUCCAACCGAUGAAGAAAGUGAAACGUAAGGCUUUUCUUCAUCUUGUCUCUUUGCCAUCCCUCCCCCCACCCCAAGAAAAGGCUCAAGUAUUUAAAAAAAUUUACAGGCAUAUGUACAAAAGGUGUGAUUUUUUUUUUGUUACAACAUGAAGAGAAAAAAUAGACAAGAUGAAAGCAAAUGCAUUUUCACAUUCAAAAGAAAUAUGCAGACCUGCUAGUGGCUCUAAAUGUGAAUCAUAUAAUGAAACAAAUUCAAAACAAAAAUUAAUGCUUGACUGUGUAAAGGUGUGAAAAACAGCAGUGGAAUGGAAAUGGAAUGUUAGAAAGAUUGCACGUCUAUGACAAAAGAAGCACUUAUGGCUUCAAUCACUUUUUUUCUUUUUUUUUUCUUUUUUUUUUCUUUUUAAAGGAUGCUAUUGAAGGGUUUUUGAUAAAGUAGCCAACAGCACCAAAAAAUAACAGAAUGGAUUUCCUAAUGAAAUCAGGCACAGUUUUCCCUCACAUGACUCCUCAAGGCAGGCAGUCUUUUUUUCCUCUUUAUUUUAUUUUUUUUUUUAAUUUUUUAUUUUUUCCCCUCAAAACAGAUGCAUAGUGAUGUGCUGGUAAAAGAGAACAUACUCCAAAUCUCCUCCUUUUGCCUACAGUUAGGAAACAAAGUCCAUCUUCAGCUGCCAUAACCUCCCAAAGAAAGUGUGUAUUCACCAAUUUAAAAAAUUACAAAACUCAUCUUGCUGUGACAGAAUAAAAGACAGCCAAAGUAAAGCAA
This is a messenger RNA of Chiroxiphia lanceolata (lance-tailed manakin), 3765 nucleotides long. It is a transcript of the gene DTNBP1, whose product is annotated as dystrobrevin binding protein 1. Gene Ontology annotation, biological process: negative regulation of protein kinase activity; neuron projection development; platelet dense granule organization. The record is from RefSeq and is a predicted model, not a curated record. NCBI's taxonomy places the organism in Eukaryota, Metazoa, Chordata, Aves, Passeriformes, Pipridae. The transcript is spliced from 10 exons. Gene Ontology annotation, cellular component: synaptic vesicle membrane; cytoplasm; BLOC-1 complex. Bases 77 to 1129 code for a protein of 350 amino acids.